AUGAAGACUAAUUCGAACUCCUUAGCGCUGGUCACGACUUUAAUUGCUUCAUUACUAAAUACUGCAUAUAGCUAUACUAUCACUGUAGACGCACACGCCGAAGAAUGUUUUUUCGAAAAUGUUGAAGCCGAAACCAAAAUGGGUUUGAAGUUUGAAAUAGCCGAAGGAGGCUUCUUAGAUAUAGACGUUACUAUCACGGGGCCUGAUGGGGCAGUGAUUACUCAUGGUGAGAGGGAGUCGUCUGGCGUGUAUACAUUCUCGGCACCGACAUCAGGAAAAUACACAUACUGCUUCAGCAAUAAGAUGUCAACAAUGACUCCUAAAGUAGUGAUGUUCAACAUGGAAGUAGGUGAAGCACCAAGUAAGCCAGCAGGCAAAGAAGAAGAAAUGGAUCACAACAAACUUGAGGACAUGAUCAAAGAACUAGCAACCACACUUAAAACUGUCAAACAUGAACAAGAAUAUAUGCAGGUGAGAGACCGUAUCCAUCGUGGAAUAAAUGAAAGCACAAAUUCACAUGUUGUUAUGUGGUCUGUUUUUGAAGCCUCAGUACUACUUCUCAUGACUCUUGGACAAGUGUACUAUCUGAAGAGAUUCUUUGAAGUGCAGCGUGUGGUUUAA
Chilo suppressalis (striped riceborer) is the source of this 621-nucleotide messenger RNA. NCBI's taxonomy places the organism in Eukaryota, Metazoa, Arthropoda, Insecta, Lepidoptera, Crambidae. The record is from the annotation of a GenBank genome assembly.